UGAGGCAAUACGUAACUUAAAGGAAAGAGCUGAAAAGAUAUGAAGAUGAGUCCAUUCACUCUCGUUUUGCUUCUCUUGCUAGUCGAUAACAUAGAAUCAAGGCAUGAACCGGGAGUACGUUGGAGUAAUGUGAUUGAAGACAAGGCAUUACCAGAAGCAGCAAAAGUGAAAGAAGAUAGCAUUGAAGAUAAACAGCUCCUAAAUGAAAAACUUUUUGUAAAGGAUAUAGAACCGAGGCCAAGUAUUUCAUUUUAUCCAAACGAUGUUGAAAAGAAAUCAUUUUCUAAGGAUAUUGAGCCACGACCAAGUGCAACGUUUUACCCAAAUGAGAAUGUCAAAGUCAUACUUUUUGACAAAGAUAUUGAGCCACGACCAAGUGCAACGUUUUAUCCAAAUGGGCAUGUCAAAGGCAUACUUUUUGACGAAGAUAUUCAACCACGUCCAAGUUUAUUGUUCUACCCAGAUAAUGGGAAUGCCGAACUUUUCGCUAAAGAUAUUGAACCACGACCAAAUGUCUCGUCUUACCCAAGUGAGAACAAGGAUGAACUUUAUACCAACGAUGUAAAGCCACAACCAAGUACGACAGUUUAUCCCCACGAUCUCAACUCAAAAGCUUCUUCCACUGAUUGUCACCACGAUGAAGAUGACAUACAGAUCACACGAGCCUAGUGUUAUGUCAAAAACAACCGUGGGCGUGGAAAGAUUAUGAUGCAAGAAAACAAUGGAGCC
Messenger RNA from Cucurbita maxima (winter squash), 729 nucleotides. RefSeq names its product organ-specific protein P4-like. NCBI's taxonomy places the organism in Eukaryota, Viridiplantae, Streptophyta, Magnoliopsida, Cucurbitales, Cucurbitaceae. The transcript has 2 exons. Bases 40 to 669 code for a protein of 209 amino acids. The record is from RefSeq and is a predicted model, not a curated record.